CAACAGUGUGUAAUAGAAGAGUGUGUUGGAAUUUAGUGCUAAAAAUCGGUCAGACAAGUCAAAGUUAGCUGCUUUUCCGGUCGCCAGAUUGUUGUCAACAAGAUCACUCCUUUUCGAUCAAUUUCACCAAAUCAGAAACACUUUCGAAUUUUAACACUAAUUGGGCUUAUUAAUGGGCCUAAUGGAUAGGUCACUCCAGGCCUUUCCCAAAACCCUAUAGUCCCUCCCUCGGCUACAAAUAGAAGCAAGUAGAGUAGAGCGACUUCUCUCACUCGGUUUCCUGCCAAAAGAAAGAGAAAGAGCGUCGUAUUGAGAAAAUGAGUCGGAACGCAGGCAGCUCCAGCGAAAAUAGCAUUCCGUCUCCAAUGAGGAACCUAUUUCAGAAAAGUGGGAGUCAAGCAGUGUACGAGAUGUCAGAGACAAAGAAAGCUUGCGUGAUGAGAGUCGACAUGCCUGGUUGUCCCGAGUCAGAUCUCACCUACUGGGUCGACGACAACAACGUCCACUUCUUCGCCGACGAACCAGCCAUGCCCGAGUACGAAAACACCGGUCGCAAAUACGGAGGCUCCAUGGUUUUCAACCCUGAGUCUUACAACGUCAAGAAAGUUAAGGUGAAGCUUAUCAACGGAGUGCUCUGGAUCACCGUCCCUAAGAUCCCAGGCAAAAACGCCUCCAUUGAUGUCAUCGAGAGGAUCAUCCGUUACUGAUUUGGUUUGUGUCUCGUAUUAAUGGUACAUGCAUGUGUCUAGGGUUUUAGCUAGCUAGCUAGCUAGCGUCUCUAUCUAUCUAUCUAGGAACUUUGAUGCAGCUAGCUGCUUUAUGUUUAUCUUUUGUGGUUUAAGAACGCUCUUGCUUCUAAUGUCGUGAUCUCAAUAAUGAAAAAGUUGUCAGCUUUCUUUGAUUUGUUUAA
This is a messenger RNA of Arabidopsis lyrata subsp. lyrata, 910 nucleotides long. Its product is annotated as 14.7 kDa heat shock protein. The record is from RefSeq and is a predicted model, not a curated record. Lineage: Eukaryota; Viridiplantae; Streptophyta; Magnoliopsida; Brassicales; Brassicaceae. The transcript has 2 exons. Bases 318 to 707 code for a protein of 129 amino acids.